Acanthosepion pharaonis is the source of this 1551-nucleotide messenger RNA. NCBI's taxonomy places the organism in Eukaryota, Metazoa, Mollusca, Cephalopoda, Sepiida, Sepiidae. The record is from the annotation of a GenBank genome assembly.
AUGAGGAGUUUGGAAGUCAACUCGGGACCAGUACCCCACUUCAGCAGUGGCUCACAGGACCUGGAAAGCCGUAUGAGGAGUUUGGAAGUCAACUCGGGACCAGUAUCCCACUUCAGCAGUGGCUCACAGAACCUGGAAAGCCGUAUGAGGAGUAUGGAAGUCAACUCCAGUAUCCCACUUCAGCAGUGGCUCACAGGACCUGGAAAGCCGUAUGAGGAGUUUGGAAGUCAACUCGGGACCAGUACCCCACUUCAGCAGUGGCUCACAGGACCUGGAAAGCCGUAUGAGGAGUUUGGAGUCAACUCAGGGACCAGUACCCCACUUCAGCAGUGGCUCACAGAACCUGGAAAGCCGUAUGAGGAGUAUGGAAGUCAACUCGGGACCAGUACCCCACUUCAGCAGUGGCUCACAGGACCUGGAAAGCCGUAUGAGGAGUUUGGAAGUCAACUUGGGACCAGGAGUGGCUCACAGGACCUGGAAAGCCGUAUGAGGGAGUUUGGAAGGAACCACCAGUAUCCCACUUCAGCAGUGGCUCAGAACCUGGAAAGCCGUAUGAGGAGUUUGGAAGUCAACUCAGGACCAGUACCCCACUUCAGCAGUGGCUCACAGGACCUGGAAAGCCGUAUGAGGAGUUUGGAAGUCAACUCAGGACCAGUAUCCCACUUCAGCAGUGGCUCACAGAACCUGGAAAGCCGUAUGAGGAGUAUGGAAGUCAACUCAGGACCAGUAUCCCACUUCAGCAGUGGCUCACAGGACCUGGAAAGCCGUAUGAGGAGUUUGAAGUCAACUCCGGGACCAGUACCCCACUUCAGCAGUAGCUCACAGGACCUGGAAAGCCGUAUGAGGAGUUUGGAAGUCAACUCGGGACCAGUACCCCCACUUCAGCAGUGGCUCACAGAACCUGGAAAGCCGUAUGAGGAGUAUGGAAGUCAACUCAGGACCAGUACCCACUUCAGCAGUGGCUCACAGGACCUGGAAAGCCUUCUUUCUAUUCUUUAUUUCUGUUUCUUUUUCUUCAAUUAUUAUAAUAAUGUUUGUCGCUUUCUUUGUUUCUUUCUUUCUACCAUGAUUUUUUUUUAUUUCAAAAAGUUUAUUUUCUAUACAUUUUGUAUUAUUUUUUUUAUUUUUCUCUUAACUUUCUUUUACAUUUCCUCUCUCUUGUUUCUUUAUUCUUCCCUCAACUUUUUCACAUCUGUUCUUUUAUCCUUCUGUCUUUCUUUUUCAUUUUCCCUCAUAGCAUUUUCUUUCCCGUCUUCCUUGCCCUUACUUUCCCCAUUUUCCUUUCUUUCACGUGUCUCUUAUAGUUGUUUCUUUAUGCGUAUUGAUCAGUUAAUGGUAACCGAUCUUUCUGAUAUUUGCAGAGAAUAUUUUUCUUUAUCUCAUCAGAAUCUCGAUCUACACUUCAUUGCUUCCGACUUUUGUGAUUAUCUUUACUUAUCCACCAGCCAUUUUUUUUAUCAGCCAAUCUACGUGCUUUGUUUCCCUGCCAAACAGACCAACACUCCGCCUUGUCUGUCUCGCCAGCCUAUCGUCCUUCCGUCUGUCUACUAG